This is a messenger RNA of Cynoglossus semilaevis (tongue sole), 633 nucleotides long. Its product is annotated as pepsin-3-like. The transcript has 4 exons. The record is from RefSeq and is a predicted model, not a curated record. Bases 28 to 603 code for a protein of 191 amino acids. Lineage: Eukaryota; Metazoa; Chordata; Actinopteri; Pleuronectiformes; Cynoglossidae. Gene Ontology annotation, molecular function: aspartic-type endopeptidase activity. Gene Ontology annotation, biological process: proteolysis.
UUCUAGGCUGGCACCAAUAUCUUUGAGAUGGUCCUGACUGUAACUAACAGCUGUCCUCUGUGUCCAGGUGGACAGACUCCCUGUGGUCCACCAGGUGUUUACAUGCAGACUGAUGACAUCCUGUAUUUCAGCUUCCACAGCACCGCUCCAGACAAUGUCGACCCUGUCUUCAACAACCUGGUCAAACUGAACCUCAUGUCCUGGGACCAGUUCCCUGUGUAUCUAAGAGGGAACUGCAACAGUCAGGCAGACGGUGAGGGAAUCCUUGGUGAUGUGGCCAGCGAAUGCUUCAGUGGAGAAAUCACCUGGGUCUCUGUGACCUUUGGCCUGGACUGGGUGAUCCAGAUGGACAUCAUUGACACUGGAACCUCCCUUAUUGUUGGCUCCACCAGUGACUUCAGCGGCAUGAAUGCAUGGUUUGGAGCUUCAACCAACCAGGACGGAGCAACUACAGUGACCUGCCAAAACAUGCAGAGCACGCCUGAUGCUGCCUUUACUGUCAGUGGAAACCCAGUUACUAUCGCCGCCUUUGCCUACGUCUCUCAGCUCAGUUGGACUCGACCUUACAACUACUGCAAAAGUCAGUUGUCUAAACACCAAUAAGGAAAAAAGAUAUGAAGAUAUUUUUUUCUU